Messenger RNA from Puccinia triticina, 654 nucleotides. RefSeq lists its product as uncharacterized. The record is from RefSeq and is a predicted model, not a curated record. Bases 1 to 654 code for a protein of 217 amino acids. The transcript has 2 exons. Lineage: Eukaryota; Fungi; Basidiomycota; Pucciniomycetes; Pucciniales; Pucciniaceae.
AUGCCUCUCCUCAAGGGGAAGAUGCGCCAGGAGGAAGACUCCGACUCGGACGAAUCCUUCCACUGCUGUGGAAGACCAGAGGACCUCCUUGAAGAUUUCCGAUCCUCGAUGGAAGCUCCCAAACCGGAUGGGAAUGAAAUAUGUGUCCCCGAAGAUCAAGAGUACUACCUCUACUCCGCCGGCCUUGAACGCCAGAAAUCCCCUGGCAAUGGACCAAACCGCGGCUCAUGUUCCUCCAUUCACGCCAUCCCACGCUGCUCAACUGUCUAUUCCUCUGAUUCCGACCGCACUCGGGUCGCAAGCCCUCUCCUCAUCAUCAAGACCGGUGAGACGGUCUUGCCAUCAUCUUCACCCGACAUCAGGAACAUUAGAGUUCAAUCGGGCCAACCUAGCGCGGCUCCCAAGCCAAAGAAGAAGCAAAAAUGGAAGAUCCUCAUCCGUCCCCCCCAGAGCUUUCUCCGAAUGGCCAUCAGCCCGAGCGAAGAUUGCCCGCCAAGCCCUGAGCUUCCAACUGCCGAAGCCUCAGCUCUUCACGGCCCUCCACCAUCAACAUCUUCUCGUCGUCGACGGGGACUGGUUUUCACUCCGAGCAGCCUUCCUCAGGAACUCAAGGAAUUGGCCAAGACUGAAGAUUCAGAUGGAAGUGGAACUUGA